Molecule: messenger RNA, 6035 nt
Organism: Paramormyrops kingsleyae
Lineage: Eukaryota; Metazoa; Chordata; Actinopteri; Osteoglossiformes; Mormyridae
Source: RefSeq, a predicted model, not a curated record
UGGGUUAAGCAGCUGGACCAAGGCCAAAGACACGAGGGAAGAUUGCUGCUGUCUUAUACUUAAGGGUUUGUGCUCCAGGAAAAUGGCAUCUUUGUCUGGUACACUCAUCUAGUAAAUGGCCCUAGAUGACUGAGGCUGCAUCCUGACAAGAGUUUUGUGUCCGAAUUAUAGAACUUGGAUACCUUUGUUAAAUGUCCACUCAGCUUAGUGGUGAUGUGGUGCAUGCCAUUGCUUCAACCUGAUUGGCUGGCUGUAACCGUGUGAUACCCUGGAGGUGGGGUUGUCGCUGCCCCCGUGGACUCUGAGCUUCUCCUGUUUUCAACUGGGAACAAUUCCUGGCUGGUGUUUGCUGGUUUGCCCACACACCUUGACUCAUAGAGCAUUACCAUAUUACAAAGUCCUACUUACAGUAUUGUUCAAAACACUUAGGCUGUCAAAGAAAAUAAUGUUGAACGGAUCUGUUGUAUCAGUGACAGUGUCAGCUUAGCCAUUUCAAAACCCGGAAUUUGUAGCAACUGUCCAAUAUCCCUGGUUUGACUUAUCAAUACCUCUUUGAGUUAUUUAAUUACUUAAUUACGAAUUAAGUUAAUUAAUUCACUGAGUUGAUGCUGAAAUUUAGUGAAUAUACUGAAUGGCUGAGGUGCCCCUGAGGAGAGGUUUGGGAACUGAAGCCGUGUUCAUCUAGCCAUCCAACUAGAUAUCAGUAACUUUUUGGAGAACAGAACACAUUCUUGUUAGUUUUUUAUUCUGUUACUCUUCAUUUUGCAUAUCAUUCUAAUGUUAAAUUGUGUUUUGUCUGAACAAACAGACAGUUACUACACAGAUAAAUAGCCUUAAAUGUUUUCUUUGACUGCCUAAGACUUUUGCACAGUACUGUAGGGUUUCUAUCAGAGAGGGACACAAAACAUCUGUCGAAUGUGAGAGAAACAUUCCCUCAAACACCCCCAACCCCUCUCAUGAAUACUCUGUACCCUUUUGAUCUUUCGUAUAAUAAUGCCCACACUCACAUUCUCACAUGUCCUACUUUUCUUCCCAAACAGUCAUUUUGUGUAUAUAUUAGUGUUAUAUAUUGAUAGCAGUGGUUCACUGCUCAUUUGUUGGCAAAUCGCUGUUUCCCCCCCCCCCAGUAAAGAGCCGCAGUGAUUUGGGGGGGGGGGGGGGUGGCGGCUGCAUGUUCAGUGGACCGGAGGCCAGAGUCUGUAUUGUGUGGCUGCUAGUGGCAUCCUCUCCAGCUGGCGUGUGGAUGCUUGUGUAUAGCUGUUAGCGCUGCCACCGUCCACGGCGCGGUGGAUUGUGACGGAGUGUCAGCGUGAGCCAGUGUGGCCUCUGUACAGCAGAAUCGCCCACCAACAGGAGUGUUACACCCCUAGACCAGGCCUGUGUAAAGAUUAUCCUCUGGAAGGCGUUUCUGCUAAUUGCUGGUUAUUGGGGGGAGGAUUGUUAGGUAUUCGAUGAUGUUAAUAGUUGUUAAAAUAGCUGUUUUUCUUAUCCUGUUAAAUGCUCUCCUGGGGUGGUUGUGGUAGUUCUUGGCUCCGGGACAGGGUUUGUUUUUUAGCUGUCAAGCUCUGUCUGCCGAAAAGCAGCAGCGGCGAGCCUUUUUGACCUGGGUGGGGGGGGCGGUCCCCUCUCUUCUUGAAGUUCCUCAGGGAGGACCUGAACUACAAGGACCCCAAAGCCAAGCACAACAGCUUCCACGGGGCUGACCUGCUCAUCAGCGUGGAGGACAUGUGGAACGCCUGGACGUCUUCAGCAGUGUAUAACUGGACGGUGGAGGAGGUGGUGGAGUGGCUCAUCAAGUACGUGGAGCUGCCCCAGUAUGCAGACGCCCUGAGGAAGAACAACAUCAAUGGCAGUGCGAUGCCUCGGCUGGCCGUGAAGAACGUCACCUUCACUGUAUCCCUGCUGAAGAUCCUGGAUCGCAGCCACACGCAGAAGCUUCAGCUGAAGGCUCUGGACACAGUUCUGUUUGGACCCCCUCAGAUGAACCCAGACAGCCACCUGAAGGACUUCAUGCUGGUGGUGUCCAUUGUCAUUGGUGUGGGCGGCUGCUGGUUCGCCUUUAUCCAGAAUCGCUACUCGAGGGAGCACAUGAGCAAGAUGAUGAAGGAUCUGGAGAGCCUGCAGAGGGCAGAGCAGAGCUUGCUUGACCUGCAGCAGAAACUGCAGAGAGCACAGGAGGAUCACCGCACAGUGGAGGUAGAGAAGGUAAACCUGGAGCAGAAGCUAAGGGAAACGGCGAAGCAGGAGGCCCAGCGGCUGAAAAUGCUGCGGGAGGGAACGGAGAACGAACUGAGCCGUCAGAAGUACGCCGAGGAGGAGCUGGAACAGGUCCGUAUGGCCCUGAAGAAGGCAGAGAAGGAACUGGAGUCCCGGGGCAACUGGUCCCCGCCGGAGCCGCUCCAGAAAUGGCUGCAGUUGACACACGAGGUGGAGGUGCAGUACUACAACAUCAAGAAGCAGAACGCUGAACGCCAGCUGCUGGUGGCCAAGGAGGGGGCCGAAAAGAUCAAGAAGAAGAGGAACACGAUCUUCGGGACGUUCAGCGUGGCGCACAGUUCCUCGCUGGACGAAGUGGACCAUAAGAUCCUCACAGCUAAACAGGCGCUGGGCGAGGUGACGGCAGCGCUGAGGGAGAAGCUCCAUCGCUGGCAGCAGAUCGAGCACCUGACCGGCUUCUCCAUCGUCAGCAACCCCGGGCUGCCGUCGCUGGCCUCGGCACUUAACCUGGACCCCAGCUUCGUGGGAGGCACGGGGCGGGCCGUGCCGUCGCACCUCAUAGUCUCCGACGAUGUUGACGACAUGGACGAGGACAUCAUUUCGCCUGGCACGCUGCAAUACGCUGCCUGGCAGAUGAACCGUCAAGUGAGCGACUUGUGGCCAGCGGGUUUCGACUCCUCCUUCCAAUGGAAGCAUUCCGCUCCCAGUAUGAUGUCGCUGCGGCAACGCCACCUGGACCUCCAGCUGGGGGCCAGCUCACAAAGGGAGCUGAACCGAUCCGAUUCGGACUCCUCCCUGUGCUUGACGAAGGCCACCGAGCACCAGCGCCUGACAGCAUCCUACGGCUCCAAGGGUCACCCCUUGCGUGGUGCGUCCCAGACACACCCCUCUCAUGGCCACACCCCCAAUGGAGGGAGCCGCCCAAUCCCGGAGGGUGAGGCCUGGUUGGAGGGUGAUGCUGACAGCCCGCUGAUGAUGAAGAGGGUUUACGGUGGCAUGGAGAAGUCUGCCAGCCUCGGGGAGAUCAGCAGCGGUGUGACGCGGCUCUCGUCCUCCGAGUCCUCCCGCUCACUCACCCCCGCAUCCACUGAUCCAGACACACCCUCCCCCAUUGCUGGGCAGAUUGGUAUUAUCGGGGGCAGGGCAGGCAGCCGCACAACUCAGUUAUCCUCCAAGAAGAGCCCCCUAGAGGAGGACAGCGGUUCUACAGGGGAGGAGACGGACUCCAGUGGCAACCGCAAGAAACAUACAUUCAAGAUCUUCAAGAAGCAGAGAAAGUAAGAAGAGCCAAGAUGACGUCCUAAAAGGGGGUUUUAGGGGCUUUAGGGCUGGGUUCUGUUUCCAUACGAUCUCUCUGGUUACAGAGUUUCAGAGCUGAAAGAUCCUUUAUCGCUGUGAACCUGUGAGAGCGAUUCACUGUUUAAUGAUGUUUUGUUUUGGGGGGGGUGGAGGGGUUGCAUUUAUUUGUCUGAGCUGAGAAUUGCACUGGGAUGGGGGAAAGGUUCCGAUGCGAGGCAUUAUUUAUCCUGCGGGCAGCAAUGCCAACAUCCAAGAGGGAUUUGCGGUGCCUGGGUCCUGCUCCGGCUUUGCCAGAUGUUCCUCGUCGUUUCGUUUCCUCUUUGCACGUGUCUGCUGUCGUCCAGCCGUCAGUGUGGCUCUUUGAACGUCUCCUUCGCUAAUCUCAGCUAAGCUGCUCAGCAUGUGCUAAAUGCCAGACUUUCUUUCUUUUCUAAUGGGUUUCAUAUCCCCCCCCCCACCCCCAUUCAAGCAGGAUAUGAGCAGACUGACCCAGAAGGAGGAGAAAUAUCAGAAUACCUAUUUCAGAAAAAUUAAAAAGGGCUGAAUGACGUUUAGCGCAUUCCACUGUGGCAGCGCUGGGCCGUGACUUUGAUCAUGAAGUGCACACACACACACACACACACACACGAAAUAAACAGGCACAGGCACCCAAGUUGCUGAAUGCUGCAAAAAAACAGUUGGUUUCAUCCCUCUGGACGAAAUAAAACAUCUGCUAUUACCUCCUGAGUCUCUAAAGCAGCUCCACUCAUGACUCGUGGGAGAUGGGCUUCAGUCAUCCCUCUGCUCUUGCAUCAUCUAUGCAUGUCUGACAAAAAAAAAAUAUCUUGGUGGUGACAUUCAGACUGGUAUACUGUGUCAGAAAAUCUGGAAUAAAAAAAAAUAAAUUUCUUUUGAUCAUCAAAAACCUGUCAGUAUGACGUUAAAUAUACGGAAUUUAAACAUUUUAUAACAUAUUUAUCUUGUUUUUUAAUGUAUAUAUUGUGUUAUAAUUGCUUAUAAAGUGUUAAUAUAUAAUGCAGCUUAAGUGAAAUCCAAAAUAAUAUAUGCAUUUUUCAUAUUUCCAUCCAAUUUAAAAAAAUGUUCUUGUAUAUGUCUCCAAAUGAAUGUUUUGAAAUAGCAGUCAUAUCACCACAUCUAUUAAUUAGGGGGUCAUUAAGGGAAUAUGCUGGGCUUUUAAAAACAACUAUUGCCGUCAUAAAUUUGAGCUUAUGGGCUCAUGAAUCGUCAGCAAAGAACAAACUCAGUCAAUGAUUUUUUUUUUUGCCAAAUCAGAAUGUGUUUCUCCCCAUCCUUAAAGCUGAUUGGCUCAAUUCAAAUUGCUUUUCUCCCCAUCCUUAAAGCUGAUUGGCUCAAUUCAGAAUGCUUUUCUCCCCAUUCUUAAAGCUGGUUGGCUCAAAUCAGAAUACUUUUUCCUCAUCCACGAAGCUGAUUGGAUCAAUGCAGUGAGUCAUUGGCAGUCUGGUCUUGUCACUGUCCCCUCUUUUCUCUUACCUGGGGGCCCAAUGGGAAGUGGGAAUUUGGUGCUUCUGUCAUCUUGUAUCUCCUGAAUGUCAUUCAGCAGUGCCUCUAGCGGUGAGCUUGGAUGAGGUCGUGAAACGUGCCAUGUAUUUGUAGAGCCCUAAUUUCACCUUCUUCGCCUGUUGCCAUGGUGUCAGGGUAGGAGGCUGACAUCUGACAAUUCUGAGCCCAAUGUGUAGACUGGGUCCUGCCCCUGCCCCCAUCUUAAACCCUGGGGCUUCACCUCCACUGUGCACCUCUCCUCCACUGUGGAACCGCUUCUGUAUUUGUCCUUCACAACUUCAGCCACUGAAUGCCUGGAACUCACCCACAAUACAACACUGGACAUUCAGCACAGUUCCUCAAGAAUGGUGUGGUGCUGAUGACCGAAGGACCUGAUCUUCUGACUUGGGCCUGAUUCAUUUCCGGAAGGCACCAGUGGUGCAGUGCGGCUAAUUUUGCAUAAAGGCAAUUAGCAGGAAACGAGUGUCAGAUCAUGGCAUGAGAUUGAUAAAUGUUAAAUCCAAAGAGGCCAGUAAUCAUAUUGUUAUUGUGCCUUUGGAGUUGGAUGAGUUCACCUGGACAUAUCUGGGUGAUGUCUUUGCUGUUGUGUUGGGUUACUAUGCUGGGAAGUCAUUUUGAAGUGUUCUUUUUGUUUGUUUUUGUAAAACUGUGUUUGAGGUUGCCAGUUUCAAAUCUGUUUCGAAACAUAUUUUUGCACGGAGAAGCUUUAAGUGGCUAACACUGUCAGGCGGCUUUCGCCUGGCUGUCUAAAUUGUGUCGUUCUGUCUUUUGAUGCAUGUUCCCUGAAGCAGAGCCAGAACAAAGGGUGGAGGAGGGAGGUCAUGCAUUGUAUCAGACUCCUUUGCUCCAGCCCAGACAUGCCUUCCCCUGCCUGCUACCUCCCUUUUUCAGCUUCUGAAAGCACUCUGCCUUUGUAUGAAAUGCAUCUCUGGUAAUGUUUUGGACUCUCUGUUGUUUAACAGACCCCUGCAUGAGAGCAAUAAAUUAUUUUGAACAAA